Molecule: messenger RNA, 2187 nt
Organism: Candida albicans SC5314
Lineage: Eukaryota; Fungi; Ascomycota; Pichiomycetes; Serinales; Debaryomycetaceae
Product: phosphoprotein phosphatase
Exons: 1
Coding region: 1-2187 (728 amino acids)
Cellular component (GO): cytoplasm
Molecular function (GO): phosphoprotein phosphatase activity
Source: RefSeq, a predicted model, not a curated record
AUGUUACUACCUAAAAGACUAUUGCGACUGCUAAUCUAUUUGAUAUUUUUUUUAACGGUCUCUCUAUUUUUGUUAUUACUUGCAAACAAACAUCAAAUCAUUGAGAUCAAUAAAUAUAUUCCGUUUGAUAUAUUUGGUACUGCAGCGCCAUUAUUUUUCCAACCACCUUCUGAUCUGUUUAUUGUGGAUAUAUCAUUUGAUAAUUGUUUCAAGUUUAGUUUUAAUAAUAAGAGAUGUGGAUUACCUGAUAUCAACAAAGGAUUGUUGGGUGACAAAGCACAAUGGUAUCGAUUAAGAAAAGAUAUAUGUCUAGGAUCUUCAUGGAGUAAAAAACAAUACUUGAAUUAUAAAAAAAUAAAGCAUGAUAAGUAUGAAGAGUAUUUAUCAGCGGGAAAGAAGAAUAAUAAAAAUGUUGUUGACGAAGUCAUUAUAGAUAUUGCAGUUGCUGAUCCCGUUAAUGACGUGAAAAUAAAGGGAAACGAAAAAUUGAAAUUACCUAAACACAUUAUUCAAACUUUUCAUAACAAACAGGUGUAUGAUGAUGAUACCCAUGCAAGUUUCACGGAACAAAAUACCAACAAUAUAGUAAAUGCUGCUCCAGUAGAUGAUCAAAUACAGGCAGAAUUGGAGUCUGAGGGCAAUAAGGAUGUCGCAACUGCAGAAGAAAACCGAAAAGAAGAGGAGAGUAAGAAAGAACAAGAUGACGAAAGAAAGGAUGCAGCACAAGAAGAUGCAAAGGAGAAGGGGAAAGAAGCAGAGAAAUUGAAACAAUCAUCCGAACAAAAUGACAAUGAUCAACCCAAAGACUUUGAGGAAGAAAUUAAGCCUGAAUCCCCAAAAGACGAGAAGAAAGAUAAACGAGAAAUUGUCACCAACAGAAAUGAUUUGAAUAGAGUACUUUACGUUCCAAAAAUGGAAGCCGUUUUGAAAAGUGGGUGGAGAUACAAAUCCAAUGGUAUCUGGUUAAAAUAUGGUCCACAUAGCAGCAAGAAUGCGGUGUCGGCCAUUGAUUUAUUAUUUGGGUAUGAAACAGUUGAUCCUAGACCAAAUUGGAAUUUAAUCAAAACCCCAAUCAUCGGUGUUUCCAAUCCAUCAGACUUGCCGGCAUACAUCACAUUCAGAAGAGGACCCAAAAUUGAUUACAAGAAAGAGAUUGGAACAACAUUGACAAUGAACUCAGAAGACAAAUUUAAGAUUCUUCAAAUUGCUGAUUUACAUUUUUCAACUGGUUAUGGUAAAUGUUUAGAUCCACAACCUCCAUCUUCAGCAAAGGGUUGCAAAGCCGACUCUAGAACGUUGGAAUUUAUUAAUAAAGUAUUGGAUUUGGAGAAACCUGACAUGGUGGUUUUGACUGGGGAUCAGAUAUUUGGCGAUGCAUCGCCAGAUCUGGAAUCGUCUGCAUUCAAGGCAUUAAACCCUUUUGUAGAAAGGAAAAUUCCAUUUGCAAUUACUGUUGGGAAUCAUGAUGACGAAGGGUCAUUGAAAAGAGAGGAGAUUAUGGGUCUUUAUGCUGAUAUGCCGUACUCAGUUGCAGCCAUGGGUCCAGCCUCAAUUGACGGAUUUGGAAACUAUGUGGUAACAGUACAAGGAAAAUCAUCCAAAGCCACAGCAUUAUCUUUAUAUUUUGUUGAUUCUCAUGCGUAUUCCAAAACCCCGAAAGUUACACCAGGUUAUGAUUGGAUCAAAGAAAACCAAUUAAUUUAUUUGAAGCAAGAAGCUGAAUCAAUCCAGAAUAGUGUAGAAAAAUAUAGAAAAAGCAACAAAAUCCCAUUGGCAAUGGCAUUCUUCCACAUUCCAUUACCAGAAUUUAGAAACUUGAAUCAACCUUUUAUUGGAGAAAACCGUGAAGGUGUUACUGCUCCACGUUAUAAUUCAGGAGCUAGACAAGUGUUAAGUGAGAUUGGUGUAAGUGUAGCUAGUGUUGGUCAUGAUCAUUGUAAUGAUUAUUGUUUGCAAGAUACGCAACAAUCUCUGUCUCCCGGAGAUAACAAAAUGUGGUUAUGUUUUGGUGGAGGAGCAGGAUUGGGUGGAUAUGGUGGAUACAAUGGAUACAUUAGAAGAAUGAGAGUUUAUGAACUAGACACCAGUAAAGGAGAGAUUAAAACUUGGAAACGCACUGAGGACAAUCCCGGUAAUAUCAUCGAUGAACAGGUAUUAGUAUCAAACGGUGACGUGGUUAAUUGGUAG